This is a messenger RNA of Bufo gargarizans (Asiatic toad), 2155 nucleotides long. RefSeq names its product ranBP-type and C3HC4-type zinc finger-containing protein 1-like. Gene Ontology annotation, cellular component: LUBAC complex. The transcript is spliced from 14 exons. NCBI's taxonomy places the organism in Eukaryota, Metazoa, Chordata, Amphibia, Anura, Bufonidae. Bases 53 to 2095 code for a protein of 680 amino acids. Gene Ontology annotation, biological process: proteasome-mediated ubiquitin-dependent protein catabolic process; positive regulation of canonical NF-kappaB signal transduction; protein linear polyubiquitination. Gene Ontology annotation, molecular function: ubiquitin-protein transferase activity; ubiquitin binding. The record is from RefSeq and is a predicted model, not a curated record.
CCAGGGGUCGCGGGUCACCAGGAAGUGAGAGCGCUCCCCAGCCCGGGGAGACAUGGCGUGCGGGGGUCUCGUCCCCUCACAGCCGCUGCUCACGGUGCUGGUGUCGGCCCGGGCCUGGCUGGAGGAAGCGGGGAGCGUCCGGGACACCGUGAAUCUACAGCUGAGCGUGGAUCCCGAGAGAGCCGGGGAUUUCCGCCUGUCCGUGCGGAGGAGCCAGGCGGCGGCGGCCCGGGGCCCGGCAGGACUGGUAAUUGGGGACUUCCAGCUGCGGGACGUCCUGUACGACAUGCAGACCCCCCGAUGCCACCAGCUCACCGUUCUGGGGCGGCCCCCCCGCAUCAUGACGUUUCAAUUCGACGAUGAACAGGAAGCGCAGAAAUGGUGGACGGUGGUGAGCAGCUCCGUGCGGGAAGCCAGGAGAGUUGCGCAGCCUCACGUGGAUGUUCUGGGAUCGAAGCCCCCGCUCGCGAACAAGCCCCGCCUCCUACCAGACGUCAUUGGGUUUAAAUCCCCGACUACAGAAGACGAACCACUAAAAGGGCAGACGGAUCUGGGCACAAAAGAGGAUUUGGCGGUGCGGCUCGGCAGGUGUAUUGAAGCCGGGGAUCAGGUGUUGGCGGCACAGUACGCCUCGGAGCUUGCUAAGCAGAAGGUUCCGGUUCAGCUCCAGCUUAAGCCGCUCUGCUACCCAAAAAAUGAGAUCUGCAUGAAGGUCGGGGUGGAGGACGCCUCGGCGUCUGUUAACAUCUCCACGUACGUGACCGCUCAGACUACAAUCGCCCUUCUGAAGCAGCAGAUUUUUCGUGAGUACCAGUUCCACCCCAGCAUCCAGCGCUGGAUUAUCGGCCAGUGUCUCUGCUCCGACGACCGCACAGUUGGCUCUUACGGCAUUAGGAAAGACGGAGAUACCGCGUUCCUUUACCUGCUGGGGGCUAAGCAGGCGAAACUGACUCCGCAAGAUCAGUGUGCAAGCAGCAUCUUCCAGCCCUUCCCCCUGUAUAACACUGUGCCUGCUAGGCCAAGUCCGAAGAAUGGCGUUUCACAAAUUUCCCAGCCAGAGAAGAUGGAGCAGCCACAUCACAACUUGGGCCUGGAAUUAAACCAAAAGCACCAGAUUCCACCGGUGCCCCCUUCUCCCGCACAGCCCGGUUGGUCAUGUCCCCAGUGCACCUUCAUAAAUAGACCCACCCGCCCCGGCUGUGAGAUAUGCACCGCUGACCGCCCGGCGGACUACAUGGUGCCAGAGGAGUAUAAGCCAGAUGAGAUUGAGCGCCGCAGGCUGCAGCUGGUGGACGACAGCUUUCAGCAGUACAAUAAAGCACUGGAGGAGGAGCGGCAGCAGAAUUUCCUGCAUAUCCUACAACUGGACAAUGAGGUUCUCAUCCCCAACCAGGAGCCCAUAGAAUGCCGAAUCUGCUACACCGAUGUCCCAGCGGGAGGUGGGGUUCUCCUGAGGGAGUGUCUGCAUAGUUUCUGUAGAGAAUGUCUCAGACAAGUGGUGAACUGCUGUGAGGAUCCUGAGGUGUCCUGCCCUUUCCGGGAUGAGACAUACGCCUGUGACCGAAAGCUGCAGGAGAGAGAGGUCCGAGCGUUGGUGUCAGCGGGCGAGUACACCCGCUUCCUGGAGCGCGGCCUGGUGGUGGCGGAGAGCAGAAGCCAGAACAGUUACCAUUGCCGGUCUGCGGACUGUAAAGGAUGGUGCAUCUACGAAGACUCGGUCAAUGAGUUCAUCUGUCCUAUUUGUGACGCUCAGAAUUGCCUGAUCUGCAAGGCCAUACACAAUGGGAUGAACUGCAAAGAAUACCAGGAUGAUCUGCGCAUCCGCGCUCAGAAUGACACAGCCGCUAAACAGACCAGCGACAUGCUGAAGACCCUGGUGCAGAUGGGGGAGGCCAUGUACUGUCCAGCGUGUAAGAUUAUUGUCCAGAAGAAGGACGGCUGCGACUGGAUCCGCUGUACCAUGUGUCAGACUGAGAUCUGCUGGGUCACCAAGGGCCCUCGCUGGGGGCCACAGGGCCCCGGGGACACGUCUGGGGGAUGUCAGUGCAACAUGAACGGAAGGAAAUGUGAUCCAAGAUGUCAGAAUUGUCACUGAUCAUUAGCAAGGCGACAGAGACGCUGCUCAUCCAUUAUAUGCAAGAAUCUGCCUCAUCGC